Molecule: messenger RNA, 2189 nt
Organism: Paramisgurnus dabryanus
Lineage: Eukaryota; Metazoa; Chordata; Actinopteri; Cypriniformes; Cobitidae
Gene: tp53
Product: tumor protein p53
Biological process (GO): regulation of transcription by RNA polymerase II; apoptotic process; protein tetramerization
Cellular component (GO): nucleus
Molecular function (GO): RNA polymerase II cis-regulatory region sequence-specific DNA binding; DNA-binding transcription factor activity, RNA polymerase II-specific
Source: RefSeq, a predicted model, not a curated record
GAGAGAGAGAGAGAGAGUGAUAAAGUUAAAGUUGCCAGAAUGUGGUCAUUAAUGGUGUACCUGAGGUACUGUAGAGACUUCUUCUAGUGCGCGCCGAAUCGUAAUGUUGCCAGGAUACCACGAGACUUCAUUCAUUCUUAACCUCUGGAUCUUUUCCUCUCCUGAAUAAUACUUCUGACAUCCCAUCAUUUGUGUGUUCGCAAAUCAAGUUCAAGAUAACUGUUGUAGUCAUUCAGUUUGUCGAUUUAACUAUUAGAGCCGGCAAAUAAGUAAUCAAAUUUUUCGUCAAACAUGAACUGAAGACAUGAAUGGGCAUGUUCUUACACAAAGCGCUAAAAAGUUUCCCGGCAGCGACAAGGUUAAAAAAGUGCCGCCCCGCCGCCACCCACCCCCCUCUGAUUUCUUUAUCUUCUUUCUCCUGUUGCGCUUUUUGUUUUAGAACUUUUAAGUCCCCACCUUUUCUGGAAAAUAUUUAGUUAAUGCGCUAGAAAAACAGAUUUAAACAUUAGUUACGAGGAGCAAACAGAAUACAUUUGGAAAAGUUAUGAGGUCGUGAUUUUUUUAAUGUAGUUUAACAUGCUUAUACUGUUGAACACUCUUUUGUCUGUGAUAUAUCUGGAAAGAGGUGUCUCUCUAUCCUUGCAACCUUUGUGCAUCGUCAAAUAAGCUUUUCUUACGUAAUAAUGAGUCAUAUAACUAGCUGGUCAAGUCUCUAAGUCAUGUUUAGCAGGUAUAACAUCUCUGACUCUGAUAUAUUUAGAGCAGCUAUUAAUAAAAUGUGUAAUGCAGGAUGUCUUAAUUAAUUUUCAUUGUUUUCUCUUUGUGCCUUGAUUCAUUUAAUUUAAAGAGCAAGAUUUGUAAUUUUGUAUGAUCAAGACAGUGUUAGUGUGAACAUGUCUGAACUUGUCCUCAUAGAGAUGUGGGGGGAAGGGAGUGUCUGGUUGUACAAAAGCACAAACUCCAGUCAAGACAUAAGACUUUUUUGGAAUCCUAAAAUUUUCAUUUUAACCAUUGGAGGGAGAAGUGGGACCUGUAAAACACGACUGGAGUUUAAGAACAGAUAGGUUUAUAGUGGGAUAGGUGAGAGAUAGUCAAACUGAUGCGUUUCAGAUCCUGUGAGAAACUAAAGGACAGGAUAUGACCCAGAGGAUCCCUUUGAAUGGCUGCCCUGACUGAAGUUCAGUCACUGAACGCCAGUGGGCGGAGCCAGCGAUAGGAUGAUGUGCUGUGUCUUUCUCUGGGGAGGCUGCAGAAAGUACUCCUCAGACCUGAAUAAGCUCUUUUGUCAACUGGCGAAGACGUGUCCCGUUCGGAUGGUGGUGAAGACUGCUCCUCCCCAUGGCUCACUGCUCAGAGCCACAGCCAUAUAUAAGAAGUCCGAGCAUGUGGCUGAGGUGGUCCGUCGGUGCCCACACCACGAGAGGACCAAUGACACUGAUGGAUUCGCUCCCCAAGGUCACCUAAUACGCGUGGAGGGAAACGUGCAGGCUUUUUACAAGGAAGACGACGUCACGUCGAGACACAGUGUGAUGGUGCCAUAUGAACCUCCACAGGUUGGUGCAGAGUAUACCACAGUACUGUACAAUUUCAUGUGCAAUAGUAGCUGCAUGGGAGGCAUGAACCGCCGGCCCAUUCUCACUAUCAUCACUUUGGAGACCCCUGACGGACAGUUGCUGGGCCGUCGGUCUUUCGAGGUACGUGUGUGUGCGUGUCCAGGCAGGGACAGAAAAACAGAAGAAAGCAACUUGAGGAAAGAGCAGGAACCCAAACCCUCGGACAAGACCCCCUCGACCACCAAACGCAGCAUUAAGGAAACAACUUCAUCAAUUCCUCGAGCUGAGGGAAGCAAGAAGGCUAAACUGAAUACCAGCAGUGAUGAAGAGAUUUAUACUCUCCAGGUGCGGGGUAAAGAGAGGUAUGAAAUGCUGAAAAAAAUAAAUGACGGUUUGGAACUGAGUGACAUGGUGCCCCCAUCUGACAUCGACAAGUACCGGCAAAAAUUGCUGUCCAAGAACAAGAAGGAGAAGGAAUGCCAACCUCCUGAACCCAAACGUGGGAAAAAACUACUGGUGAAGGACGAGAAGAGUGACUCGGAUUGAGAUGGACGGAUGUGGAGCGAGAAAAUUGAGCUUUUUCCAAUGGCUUUCUUUCCCUUCGUUUUUCAUAAACAGCAGCUUCAUGAGUUUAUG